AUGCUUACAAAGAACUGCUUAUCCCUGCUUCUCUGGGUCCUGUUUGAUGGAGGUCUCCUAACGCCACUGCAUCCACAGCCACAACAGACUUUGGAAGGAGAGCCAAGACAAAAUGUUGUACCAGUGCCAGGGAGGAGAUCAUCUGCCCAGCGAGUCAAACGAGGCUGGGUGUGGAAUCAAUUCUUUGUGCUGGAGGAAUACAUGGGCUCUGAACCUCAGUAUGUGGGAAAGCUCCAUUCUGAUUUGGACAAGGGAGUGGGAACUGUUAAAUACACCCUUUCAGGAGAUGGUGCUGGCACGGUUUUUACCAUUGAUGAGACCACUGGAGACAUUCAUGCCAUAAGAAGCCUUGAUCGAGAAGAAAAACCUUUCUACACACUCCGGGCUCAGGCUGUGGAUGUUGAUACCAAGAAACCACUAGAGCCUGAAUCAGAGUUCAUCAUCAAAGUACAGGACAUUAAUGAUAAUGAGCCAAAGUUCCUGGAUGGGCCUUAUGUUGCCAGUGUCCCAGAAAUGUCUCCAGUAGGUGCAUAUGUGCUUCAAGUAAAGGCCACAGAUGCUGAUGAUCCCACUUAUGGAAACAGUGCUAGAGUGGUUUACAGCAUUCUUCAGGGGCAACCGUAUUUCUCCAUUGAUCCAAAGACAGGUGUAAUAAGAACAGCUUUGCCAAACAUGGACAGAGAAGUGAAAGAACAAUAUCAAGUUCUAAUUCAAGCCAAGGACAUGGGAGGACAACUGGGAGGACUUGCUGGUACUACUACUGUAAACAUUACUCUCACGGAUGUCAAUGACAACCCACCCAGAUUUCCUAAGAGUAUCUUCCAUUUAAAAGUACCUGAAACAUCUCACAUUGGUUCUGCUAUCGGAAGAAUCAGAGCUGUGGACCCUGAUUUUGGGAAAAAUGCAGAAAUUGAGUACAACAUAGUUCCAGGAGAUGGAGGAAACUUGUUUGACAUCACAACAGAUGAGAACACCCAGGAAGGAGUCAUCAAACUGAAAAAGCCGUUAGACUUUGAAACAAAAAAGGCAUAUACCUUUAAAGUGGAGGCUUCCAAUCUCCAUCUCGACCAUCGAUUUCACUCAGUGGGUCCAUUCAAAGAUACUGCCACUGUGAAGAUAAAUGUAUUGGACAUGGAUGAACCUCCAGUUUUCAGCAAGCCCAUGUACACAAUGGAGGUUUAUGAGGAUACACCUGUGGGGACCAUUAUAGGUGCAGUAACAGCACAAGACCUUGAUGCCGGCAGCAGCUCGGUUAGAUACUUCAUUGAUUGGAAGAAUGAUGUGGGCAGCUACUUUACAAUAGAUGCUACUGAAGGAACCAUUGCUACUAAUGAAUUACUGGACAGAGAAAGCACGGCACAGUACAAUUUCUCUAUACUUGCAAGUAAAAUUAGUAACCCACUAUUAACCAGCAAAGUCAACGUUAUAAUAAAUGUCCUGGAUGUCAACGAAUUUCCUCCUGAAAUUUCGGUCCCAUAUGAAACUUCUGUAUGUGAAAAUGCCAAACCAGGACAGGUGAUACAGACUGUCACAGCAGCAGACAAAGAUCUGUCACCAGCUGGGCAAAGGUUUUCAUUCCGACUGUCAGCUGAGGCUUCCAACAAACCAAAUUUCACAGUCCAUGACUACAGAAACAACACAGCUGGGAUUGAAACCAGGAGAAAUGGUUACAGCAGAAGGCAGCAAGAACUGUACUUUCUUCCAGUAGUAAUAGAAGAUAGCAGUUAUCCCGUCCAGAGCAGCACAAACACAAUGACUAUCCGUGUUUGCAGAUGUGAUUCUGAUGGCACCAUCCUUUCCUGCAAUGUGGAAGCAAUCUUCUUACCAGUAGGCCUCAGUACAGGAGCGCUGAUUGCAAUUUUGUUGUGUAUUGUUAUACUUCUAGUCAUUGUAGUACUGUAUGUAGCAUUACGGAGGCAGAAGAAAAAGGACACACUCAUGACCUCUAAAGAAGACAUCCGAGAUAAUGUCAUCCAUUAUGAUGAUGAAGGAGGUGGAGAAGAGGACACCCAGGCUUUUGACAUAGGUGCCCUGAGGAAUCCCAAAGUGAUUGAAGAUAACAAAAUGCGCAGGGACAUAAAACCAGACACCUUGCGUUUUCCUCGUCAGAGACCCGCAGCUGAAGACAACACAGACAUAAGAGAUUUCAUCAACCAAAGGCUGCAGGAAAAUGACGUAGAUCCAACUGCACCCCCUUAUGACUCCUUGGCAACCUAUGCUUAUGAGGGAAAUGGAUCUGUUGCAGAGUCUCUCAGCUCUAUAGACUCCCUCACUACUGAAGCAGACCAGGAUUACGACUACCUGAGUGACUGGGGACCUCGCUUUAAGAUAUUGGCAGACAUGUUUGGAGAAGAAGAAAGUUAUAACCCUGACAAAGUCACUUAA
Messenger RNA from Calypte anna (Anna's hummingbird), 2385 nucleotides. It is a transcript of the gene CDH12, whose product is annotated as cadherin 12. The transcript is spliced from 11 exons. Lineage: Eukaryota; Metazoa; Chordata; Aves; Apodiformes; Trochilidae. Gene Ontology annotation, cellular component: adherens junction; plasma membrane; catenin complex. Gene Ontology annotation, molecular function: cadherin binding; calcium ion binding. The record is from RefSeq and is a predicted model, not a curated record. The coding region runs from base 1 to 2385 and encodes 794 amino acids. Gene Ontology annotation, biological process: cell-cell junction assembly; cell morphogenesis; adherens junction organization.